Linepithema humile (Argentine ant) is the source of this 10953-nucleotide messenger RNA. NCBI's taxonomy places the organism in Eukaryota, Metazoa, Arthropoda, Insecta, Hymenoptera, Formicidae. The record is from RefSeq and is a predicted model, not a curated record.
GAGACGGUGCAUCGCGCGGUGCGAUUUCUCCAGCUGAAAUUUCGCGCCGGCCGAGGAGUAUCGCUAUUUUGAGUGCCGGUGAUACCGAGAUCGAUUGUGACAAAAUCGAACUUGGCCCGGAGAUGUGACGGAUUCCUAACGGCGACCUUGGCGGGAUGAUGGAUCUUGACGCAGCGGUGUCUUAAGCUCGCGAAAGAUCCAGGAAGACAGACGAUCAUGGAACUCACGUCAGAAAGAGGACUGCAGGAUCGCGCGGAUUAAGUGCCACCAUGGCGACGGGAUGGAGAUGGGUGCUGCUGAUCCUGACGAUCGUCUGGACGGUGAGCGACGGCUAUCUGACGGUGCUGCCGUCCGGGACGCCCGUCGGCACCGUCGUCUUCGAAGCCGGGGUGCCGCAGCUGGGCGGUCGCCGGAAAUACGAGGCGUCCAGCGAGCGCACCGCCUGGUUCGCCCGGAAGCUUCUCAAGGUACACCCGCACACGGGCCGCGUGACCGUGGCGAAGACGCUGAGCUGCGACGGUCUUCAAUAUCCGCGCGUCUUCACCUUCUACGUCGACUCGACGAGCUCGCGCCUCGGCAGAUCCACCAUCGACUACUACAGCUUGCCGCUGAGGAUCCUCAUCACCGGAUGCGGCAACGAGAAUCGCGAUCUGAUGGCCACGAGAAACUGGAUGGCGGAGACGCUGGCAUCCUACGCGAUGCCUAGCACGGACAGAUUCACCGAGGUUUGCCUGCGAACGUCUCAACUAGUGGCACCUCUCCGCGACUUCUUGCCGCAGACAGCGUUGAAGAAGUGCGAAAUCAGAUGGAGCGGGGUGGCGGAUCCGAAGUUUCUUGUGGAAGGCGCCGCCGGAGACUUGGUCUCCGCUACGAAGCAGUGCCUGGUGGAUCCGUUGUGGAAGAUCUCGGUCAACAUGAAUCUACGUUGCACGGGUGACUCGCGUUUAGUCGAUGUUGAGCAUCGGUUGAAGAUCGUGUUCCAUCAUCAUCAGCUGGACGACACCGAUCUGGGUAGAAGAGUGAGACGAGAACUGAAGAACCACUCGCCGUCCUUCGUUAACCAGUUUUACACCGCAGUGGUGGACGAGGAAAAGGAACCAGAAACCUUCGUAUAUAUGCUGACGGCGAGGGAUCCCGAACACGGCGCCCUUCGAUACUCUAUGAGUUCGCUGAUCGACGCGAGGUCGCAGGCGCUAUUUGCUCUCGAUCCUGUCACCGGAAACGUGACGACUCGCGCCAGAUUGGACAGGGAGAACCUCGACGUGCAUUAUUUCCGGGUGAUAGUAGUGGACGACUCAUUUCCUCCGCGCUCUGGGUCGACGACUCUUCAAGUUAAUGUGAUAGAUGUGAAUGAUCACGCUCCGAACUUUGAAUUGUCGCAAUAUGAUGCACCGGUGCCAGAAGGUAUCACUGUGGGCACCACAGUAAUCACUGUCAAAGCCACGGAUCAGGACAUCGGUAGAAAUGCCGAAGUAGAAUAUUCUAUCGUUUCCAUUACUGCCGGUGGGAGCACAAUACAAACAGAAGACACAGCGUCUUUCAGGAUUGACCCCAGAUCCGGUGUGAUCACUACGCGGACCGCGCUCGACCGCGAGCAAUACGAAAUCUACAAAAUUGUGCUGGGUGUCACGGAUCAGGCGACGCCACCCUCGGCGCGGCUUAGCGCGAACGCGACCGUAGUGGUGCAUGUGCUGGACGAUAACGAUAAUUAUCCGCAGUUCACCGAGCGCACGUACACGGCGUUUGUGCCAGAGGACUUAGACUACGCGAUGAACCCGAUAGUAGCUCGUAUCCGUGCGACGGAUGCGGACACCGGCGCGAACGCGGCCAUUCGCUACGCGAUUAUCGGCGGCAACACGCAGAACACCUUCUCCAUCGACUCGAUGAGCGGCGAUGUCACUUUGGUGAAGCCACUCGAUUACGAAUCCAACAAGAAUUAUAAGAUCGUUAUACGCGCCCAGGACAGCGGCCUGCCCGCUCGAUCAAACACCACUCAGUUGCUGGUGACGGUCAAGGACAUAAACGACAACGUGCCGAGGUUCUACACCAGUCAUUUUCAAGAAUCGGUGUCGGAGAAUGUGCCACUAGGAUACUCGGUGCUGAAGGUGCAGGCGUACGACGCCGAUGAGGGCAAUAACGCGCUCGUUAAGUACACCAUCGGUCCACGAGAUUUCACUGGCGCCUCCACGGAGAACUUUCCCAUCACCGUAAACACCGAGACUGGCUGGAUCUACACGACGAAGCAUUUAGAUCGCGAACUGUGCUCAAGAUAUCAGUUUACCGUAAUUGCGACGGAUUCCGGCACGGCACCAAAAUCCGCGAGCGCCACAGUGAUUCUCACAGUGAACGACGUGAACGACAACGAUCCUUACUUCGAGUCAAAAAACUACGAGGCCGCGGUGUCCGAGGACGAUCCGCCAGGCACCCCAGUCGCUUCGGUGAUCGCCACUGAUCCCGACGAAGACGCCCGGAUUCAUUAUGAAAUCACAGGUGGAAACACGCGCGGGCGCUUCUCCAUCACGUCGCACAACGGUCACGGCUUGAUCACCAUCGCGCAGCCGCUCGACUACAAGCAAGAGAAGCGAUUUGUGCUGACGGUGACAGCCUCGGACAGCGGUGGGCGAACCGACACCGCUCUCAUCUAUGUCAACGUGUCGGACGCGAACAACUUCUCGCCGGUAUUCGAGAACGCUCCGUAUUCCGUCUCCGUUUUCGAGGACGCGCCGAUUGGCAUGACGGUGCUGGUGGUAAGCGCCACCGACUCCGACGUCGGCAAGAACGCCCAGAUCACCUACAGCCUGGCCACCGACAGCGACGAGCAGACGGUCAGCGAAUUCACCAUUAAUUCGCAGACUGGUGCGAUUACUACGACAAAGACACUCGAUCGCGAACUGGUACCCUCGUACUUGUUGACGGUAACCGCCAGGGACGGCGGAAUGCCGCCGCUGUCGGAUACCACUGACGUGGAGAUUUCUGUCACGGACGUGAACGACAACGCACCUGUCUUCAAGGCAUCGCAGUAUCAAGGCUCGAUUCCCGAGGACGUCUUGGUGGGCACCAGUGUGCUCAGAGUCGCGGCGACCGACGCGGAUGUUGAUCUCAAUGGUCGAGUAAGAUACGCUUUAGAUGACAAUGGCGACGGCGCAUUCGCGAUCGAUUCGAUGACUGGCAUCAUUAGAACUGCAAAAGCUUUGGAUCGAGAAUCAGUGGCGCGUUACGUAUUGAAAGCUGCCGCCAUAGAUCGCGGUUCACCAGCGCUUUCAUCCAUCGUACCUGUCACCAUUAAGAUCGAGGAUAUCAACGACUCGCCGCCCGCUUUCGAGAACGACAAGAUUAUUCUCUACAUCGCCGAGAACUCGCCGAUUGGCUCGACCGUCGGUGAGAUCUACGCUCACGAUCCGGACGAAGGGGUGAACGCGGUGGUGCAAUACAGCAUCAUCGGCGGCGAGGAUUCCAACAGCUUCACCCUAAAUAUUCGCCAGGGAUCCGAUCGAGCGGAGCUCAUCACUCUCGAAGAACUCGAUUACGAGUCGCCGAAGAAGAAGUUUGAACUGGUGGUGCGCGCCGCGUCGCCGCCGCUGCGCUCCGACGCGAUGGUGCAGAUUUUGGUGACCGACGUGAACGACAACGCGCCGGUGCUGAAAGACUUCCAGAUCAUCUUCAACAAUUUCAAAGACUUUUUCCCGAUCGCGCCGAUCGGCCGGAUACCGGCGGUGGACGCCGACGUCACCGAUAAUCUCGUCUACAGCAUCCUCGCCGGUAACAACGCCAAUCUCAUCGACCUCAACAGGACCUCCGGCGAGAUUCGGCUGUCGCCGCAGCUCAACACGAAUGUACCGCGUGUCGCGACAAUGGAGGUCGCCGUGACGGACGGCAUCAACGAGGCGAAGGCCACGAUGACGCUGUCGGUGCGUCUGAUUACCGACGAAAUGCUGCUGAAUUCGAUCACCGUUCGAUUGGACGACAUGACGGUGGAGGCGUUUCUCAGUCCUCUCCUCGGAUAUUUCCUAGACGGUCUGGCGGCCAUCGUCCCGUGCCCGCGCGAGAACAUCUUCCUCUUCAGCAUCCAGGAGGACGUCAACGUACACGCUAAGAUCCUGAACGUCAGCUUCUCGGCGCGCAAGGUGGAGCCCGGCACGGUCGACGAGUUCUACAGUCCGCAGUUUCUUCAGGAACGAGUCUAUCUAAAUCGCGGUAUCCUGGCGAGACUGUCAACCGUGACCGUUUUGCCGUUCGACGACAACCUGUGCGUCCGCGAGCCCUGUUUGAAUUUUGAGGAGUGCCUGACGGUGCUGAAGUUCGGCAACGCGUCCGGCUUCGCCAGCAGCGACACGGUUCUCUUCCGGCCGAUUUAUCCGGUGACGACAUUCGCCUGCAGAUGCGCACGCGGCUUUACGGGCAGUCGCGAGGCCUACAUGUGCGACACCGAGGUGAACCUGUGCUACUCGAAUCCCUGCGUGAACGGCGGCACCUGCCGCAGACGGGAGAGCGGUUACUCGUGCACCUGCGGGCCAAGCUUCACCGGCAACAACUGCGAGAUCUCGCUCGACUACGGCACCUGCUCGCCCGACAUCUGCAGGGGCGGCUCGCGAUGCACCAUAAAGAGUACCGGCGGCUUCGCCUGCGAGGGCUGUCCGGUGUCCGCGCUGGAAAGCGUGACGCCACUCUGCGAGCUGAAGGCGCGCAGUUUCGGCCCGGCGACUUUUCUCACCUUCGCCUCCCUCAGACAACGCCAUCGUCUCCAUCUCAGGCUGAAAUUCGCCACCGAGCUGCCAAAUGGCCUGCUGCUUUACAACGGCAGAUACAACGAGCGCCACGACUUUAUCGCUCUCGAGAUUGUCGACUCGAGGGUGCAGUUCAGUUUUUCUCUCGGCGAUGAGGUGACCAGAGCGACGGCGAGCAUUCCCGAUGGAGUUUCCGACGGCCGAUGGCACGAGGUGAUAGUUUCGUACAUCAACCGGACGGUGACGGUGUCCCUGGACGACUGCGACGUCGCGCUCGCGCUCGAACACGGCGAGAGGCUGGGGCCGAAGUGGGCCUGCGCCGGCAAGAACGAGAGGAUUCUCGAAGAGCGCUGCGGACUCGUCACGGAAACCUGUCACAGAUUCCUGGAUCUCACGGGACCGUUGCAGCUGGGCGGUCUACCGGCGAUCCCGUCCAGUUUUCAAAUCAGAAACAAGGAUUACGUUGGAUGCAUGAGCGAUCUAUACAUCGAUCACGUUUUCGUCGAUUUGAACUCCUUCGUGGCGGACAACGGAACCAACGCCGGCUGCCCCGAGAAGACCGCUUUCUGCGCCUCGUCACCUUGCAGAAACAACGGCAAGUGCCGUGAAAUGUGGUCAGGCUUCGUGUGCGAGUGCGAGGACGACUUCAGCGGGCCCACAUGCACCGAAGAGGUUGGCAAGCCAUGGAGUUUCCAAGGCGACGGUAUGCUGAGCUUCAAUCCACUGCUGAGACCGAUCCAACUACCUUGGUUGAUUGCCCUGAGCCUGCGAACUCGGGCGCAACAGGCGUUUCUGAUGAACGUGCAAGUCGGCCAAAACAGUUCGGCUCUACUGGACAUUCGAGACGGCAAGCUAGUAGUCUCGCUGGACGGCACCGACGUGAUUCGCACCGCCGUCAUUAUCGCCGACGGCGAGUGGCAUCGAUUGGAAAUCUCCUGGCAAAGCGGUCACGUGUCCCUGGACGUGGACUACCGCAAUCGACCUGUGACCCUGCCGCUGCUGGCCAAACUGCAGGGUCUCUACGUCGGCAAGAUCCUCGUGGGCGGUCUGGAUCAGCCGACGAAUUCCGAGUUCAUAUCCUUCAACGGCUGUCUGCAGAACAUACGUAUCGGCACGAAUCAGAGCGUUCUCCAGCGGCCGACCGUCCAGGAGAACGUCGGCACCGGCUGUCCGACGGAGUCCGAAUGCCGGAAACGGAACUGUCCGGAAGCCUCGGAUUGCAUCUCCCAGUGGCAGUCCAGCGAGUGCAUCUGCAUGACCGGUCACGUCGGUCGCGAUUGCGAGCGCGUUUGCGAUUUGGAGCCGUGCAACGGCACCGGCACCUGCGUCGAGGACACGAGCGACGCGAGGCGGGGCUAUCGUUGCGAGUGCAACUCGCCCGAAUACUCCGGCGACUACUGCGAGGUCAAGGCCGAGCAGCCCUGCCCGGCCACGUGGUGGGGCUCGCCGGUUUGCGGACCUUGCCACUGCGACGAGUCCAAGGGCUACGAUCCGGCGUGCAACAAGACCACCGGAGAAUGCUACUGCAAGGAGAAUCAUUAUCAGCCGACCGGACGGAAGGAGUGUAUACCCUGCGAGUGUUACGCGACCGGAAGCUUCGGGCCGCGCUGCGACAGCGAGACCGGCCAGUGUCGCUGUCGGACCGGCGUGAUCGGUCGAUCGUGCACCGACUGUCCGAAUCCCUACGCCGAGGUGACCUUGAGGGGUUGCGAGGUGGUCUACGACGGCUGCCCCAGAUCGUACUCGGACGGUCUCUGGUGGCCGAGGACUCUCUUCGGGAUGACGGCUAUCGAAAGCUGUCCAGACACCGCCGAAGGCAAGGCCUCCAGAUCCUGCGACGAUAAACUGGGCGGCUGGCAGCCGCCCGAUCUGUUCAACUGCACCUCGGAGGCUUUCAUCGAGCAACGAUACCAGCUGGCGGCUCUGGAAACCAAGGAUCUUAUGUUAAACACUUACGUGGCCGUGAAAAUGGCGAAGGAUGUUCACAAAGCGGUGAAUAUCACGAGGGAAAUGUACGGCGCGGAUCUUCUCGUGGCGGAAUCCUUGCUGGUGGCAUUGCUACGUUACGAGGAGAGUCUGGUGGGAUUGAAUUUGACUCACAGCCAGGACAAGGAUUACGUUUCUCAUCUCGUCGGCAUAGCUGGUGCGAUUCUGAGAUCCAAAUACAGGAACAAAUGGGAGAAGAUACAGGAACUUAACGGGGACAGUCCUGAUAAGAUCCUGGACGCUAUGGCGAGCUACUUGAAGACUCUGACAGCGUCCCAGCACGACACUUUCACCAGUCCGUUCGAAGUGGUGGACGGUAACGUUGUGUUGGGUCUAGAUGUCGUAACAUCGGAAAGCCUCUUCGGUUACGAAGCCCCGGAAUAUAUUCCGGGGGAUCCCACCUUGUCGACGGCGAGACCGACGGAAGCCGAUCGUAAAGUCAUCCUUCCCGACACCUCCGAUUUUCUCAGCACUCCGGCGCAUUUCGGUCCGUCUAUCAGCUUCCCGAAAUACAACAAUUACAUGGCCGAUCCCAGUAAAUUUGAUCCGCAUUCGAAAAUUCAAGUGCCUCUCAGCACGCUCGGCAUUAAACCGCUCAUGCAGGGUGAGCUGAAUGUGAAGAACAGCCUGAACAAUCGGAAGGCCGUGCUGAGUUACGUGCAGUACAAAGAACUCGGCACCCUCUUGCCGCAAAGAUUCGACGAUUCGGUGUCGGUUCGAUGGGGUGUGGAGGUAGCAGUUGGCUCGCCUGUGAUGACCGUCUCUGUAUUGGUUCCCUCGGACAACGGUUACGAGUCUUUAACAGGAAUUCCUUUGCAGUCGCCGAUCCAAGUCAGACUUUGGCUUAACGAGAACGAUGAUUUCAAGACCAGAACGAAUCCACAAUGCGUACAUUGGAGCAUGGCGAGAGGCGUGGGCGAAUGGAGUCGAAUGGGCUGCACUACGGAAAUCGAAGACAAUUCUUUAUCUUUCGGCACUAUCGUGAAUUGUUCCUGCAUGAAAUUGUCCACUUUCGCCAUACUGACGGACGUCCUCGACCUGGAAUAUGUCCCCGAGCCAUCGCUGCUGGAGGACGUAACUAGUUACAGCGCAUUCAUGCUUGCCUUACCGCUGUUAUUGACCGCCCUUUUGAUCCUGGCGUUAAUUCGCGGCGGAAGCACCAAUUCUAACAGCAUUCACAAGAAUCUGGUGCUGUGUGUUUUCGUGGCGGAGAUUCUGUAUUUGAUCGCGCUCAAAGCCAGGAAUCCUCUCAUCUCAAAUGAAUUUCCGUGCAAACUGACCGCGAUAGGACUGCAUUACGCUUGGCUGAGCACCUUCGCCUGGACUCUCGUGGAUUCCGUCCAUCUUUAUCGAAUGCUGACGGAGAUGAGAGACGUGAAUCACGGCCAGAUGAGAUUCUAUUACACCAUGGGAUACGGUCUGCCGGCUGUUAUCGUUGGACUCACCAUCGGCGUCAGGGCCGAUCAAUACGGAAACUUUUACUUUUGCUGGCUGUCCAUCUACGAGACCGUGAUUUGGUCUCUAAUAGGGCCCGUCUGCGCGGCCGUAUUGGUGAACUUCUGCAUUCUGAUAAUGUGCAUCCGUGCGGCGUUUACUCUGAAGGAGCAUAUCAUGGGUUUCGGAAAUCUACGAACGCUCUUAUGGCUGUCGGUGGCUUCCUUACCCUUAUUGGGAUCGACAUGGACGCUGGCAGUUCUCAACGCAUCCGAGAACUCGCCAAUACUAUCAUACUUGCUGAGCAUUGCUAUCGUAAUUCACGCAGCGUUCAGUCUGAUUGGCUACUGUUUCAUCAACGGCAGAGUGAGAAGAAAUUUAUAUCAGAGCCUGUUAAGGUGUAUGGGCAAAAAGACGUCCUUGUUGGAAGGCAGCAUGGGCAACGGAAGUAGCAGUCAGAACGUAAAUGGCCACUCGCGCUCGGCGUUAGCUUACUCGUCGACCUACAGCGGAGCAGAAUCUGUGUGCAGAAGAGUUCACGUUGGCGUUUCCACGAGUAGCACGACUUCAAGAAGUACAAAUAAAACGGGCUCAAGCCCGUAUCGCAGUGAUACACACUUGAGACACACAUCAACGUCCACGAGCAAUUACAAUAGUGAUCGGGAUCCGUACUUGUCGUCGAGGAGUCACCGGUCAGCGCUAAACUCUCGACAAGUGGAAACAACGGAAACGCGAGAUCAGCGCAGAGAAUCGGAAUCAGAUUCCGACGGCUCGCAAGCGGAGGGUGGCGGUUUGGAUCUCGCCAGUUCGCACAGCUCCGAUGAGGACGAUGUGACAUCGAGGUCGCACAGGAAUAUGGGAGUGUCCACGCAGCAGCAUGUCACUCACAGCUACCUGCCGAAUAUUCACACUAAUCCUGCUGAACACUUGAACAUACUGUGUUCAAACGCCGAGCUGUUCCCCAACAUCAAGCCCAUCUACGCCCCUCGGUGGAGCUCUCAACUGCCGGAAGCAUACCUGUCAUCGAAUGUAAUGGACGUACGCGGCAGCCAAUGGUCCGGCGGCACCAUGUCAGACAAUGAGAUGGCUUCGAACAAGACGUCAAGCCCGAACCCGCUGCCGUAUCCGGAAAUGAGCUCGCCGCCGAAGAGCCAGCCGGACGAAAACUAUUCGGAAGGUGAAGAGAAGGUGCACCACCUGGGCGAAAAGUACUUGUUCCCUUACACAGCCGAGGAGGAUCAUACGGUGUCGCCCACCCCGUACAUGUUGUCCAUGUCGUCGCGUAUCCUGGCGUCCAGCAUGAGCCACCAUUCGCAGAACUCGAAUCACGAGAAUCUGAGCGGCUCUGAGCAGCGUUACGGCAGCCUGAAGCGCGGUCAGAGUCUGCACGGCUCGCAGCAUGACAAUCUCAGCGGUUCCGAGAGGUACGGCAGCUUGAAACGCGGCAAGAUGGCCGCCUCCGCGGUGCUGGAGAACACGCCGGAAUAUAUUUUGCCGAUGAGCGGCAGGAUACUGUCGAGCUCGUUGACGCACGAUCUGCAGCACAGCAAUGAACUGGCGGCGCUCAGGCAGCAGCAACAGCAGCAGCCGCAUUAUGAGCAAACAAUCACUGAAACUGAGUGGCAUUGGAACAUUCUAACAUAACUAUCUUUUCUGUGAUCCCUGCUUACCCUGACGACUGUCGAUAUUAUUAGCGAGGAGGUAAGCUUGACAAUUUUUUAUAUAUCGCUUUGUAAUCUGUAAAGAUCUGUUUACAAAUCAGUGAUCGCCAAUGCUCGAUAAUUCCCGAUUAAAUUCAAAUAAUUCUUCAUUCUUACAGGAAGGAUACUAAUGCGGAAACGUCCGUCUGACGAAGUCCGUGCCACAAACGAGACAACGUACAAAGUAAUUUAGCUUACACCUAAUUUAAGUGUCCAACGCGCAAUAAAGACUCGAACGAUCCUCGAUAUAUAUUUUAAGAAGCGGCCAUGACUGUGUACUUACAUACUUAGCCAUAUUAAUUAGCAUGUAUGUGUGAGUACCUGUUCAUAUAUAUUGCAUAUGGAAGGUCCGUCGGAGUAAUUCUGAGAGGUAAAUGUCGCACUGAAAUAUUUUCCGAUAAUUUAAUCAAAUUAAAAUGUUGAAAAAUUAUAUCAUUAAACGAAUAUUCAAAAUAUCCGCUUGUGUCACAUCGGAAAAUGUCGCAGUGUCACGUUUAUUUCGUCGCAAUUGAAGGACUCGUUGCAAGGAAGAGGUGAAUUCGUAAUUUAUAAAUUUUAUUUUCGAUAGAAUUUCGCAUUGAAAAUAGACGUUGCAAAUUAUAGAUUCACCUCGUUUGCGCCGAAUCGUCUGACCGCUCUGACCGACCCGACACAAAAUACUCCUGCGCUUAAUUAUUACUUUUGACUUAGGAGCGGCUCGGCCCCGCAUUGCGAAUCUCCGAUUCUCAAUGAAUGAUCCUUGCCGCUGAUUUGGCAAUGGCGUUCGGAAGAGCACGGAGAACAAAAAUGAUCUCUAAGCAUUGUCGCAUACUCAUUAGUCUCAUUCCAUCGUACAUUUAGGUUCUCUCUAUUCUUAAGCUCAAUAUUGUGCAAUGUAUACAUUCCACUGCCUGUCCUUUCUCUCGUAUAUAUGUAUAUGUAUAAUUUUAGUUUCAUUUUUUUUUAUAUAGAAGUUUACAAUCUUUUCCCUUAUUUUACAUGCCAUGAAGAUAAAGACGAAGAAGAAGAAGAAGUAGCACAAAUCGAGAAGCGUACUUUUCGUACUUUUGUAUAUAUGCUUAUACGACAAAUCGAACAAAGAAUGAAAUACAUAAUUUAUAUACUCUUCA